Messenger RNA from Peromyscus eremicus (cactus mouse), 3675 nucleotides. It is a transcript of the gene Dennd2c, whose product is annotated as DENN domain containing 2C. The transcript is spliced from 19 exons. NCBI's taxonomy places the organism in Eukaryota, Metazoa, Chordata, Mammalia, Rodentia, Cricetidae. The record is from RefSeq and is a predicted model, not a curated record. The coding region runs from base 292 to 3075 and encodes 927 amino acids.
GGGCCUGCGGGCCUGCGGGGGCGGGACGAAGAGGCCCGAGCUGGAUCCCAGAGGCCACGGACGCGAGUGUCCCAUCCCUGCGAGAGGCGGUGUCGCGGCCCAGGCAGGAUCAUUCACGAUACAGCUGUAGCUGUUUUCAACAAAGAUCAGUGAUGAAAAUUGUUUUUAACAAGAUACCUCCAAGUUAAGCAUGAAAGGAAAAUACUGGAAUCAUUUCUGUUCUGACAUGAUAAUGAAUACAGCAUUUUCCAGCUAACAUGUAAUGGCAGCUUUCUGAGACCGUCCCUUGUCAUGCACCCCACCGGGAACAUGGAUGUUGGCUUUACUCGGUCCUCUGUUCAGACCCUGUCCCGAAGUCACUGCAAAAACAUCAAACAGAAGAUUUCCCAGUGGGAAGGAAGGGCCAACGGUGUAGCUAAGCCAGCUAGGUUUCACCCCAAAGACUUUGGGGUGAGGUAUACUAACUGCCACCAAGAGGUUCCUCCUCAUAAACGUCCCGCUGGUGACGAAAGCAGCAACUCUCAGAACGGGGCUUUACCCAGGAGUGCAGAUGCCGACAGCCGUGAUCAAAGUGAGCGUGAAGGCGAGCAGCGAGACUCUAAAGACGCCCACCCCUCAGAAACUGGACCAGACUCCAACCGGGUGUGUGCUCGGGUCAAACAGAUUGAAAGCCAGAGAGAUGUCGCUGUGGGUCCAGAGGCUUCAUUACCUCCAGGAAACUUCUAUACCUCACAGAUACUGUGGAAAAGAUUAGAAGCGCUUCCCCCAGAUAAAGUCUUGAAUUUGGCUUUAGCCCCUUGUGACUCUACAGAGAAAGAACCGAAUUUCAGAGUUCUGGAUAGUUCUUAUGGGAUGACCAAGAGCUUGGAAAAUAUUUAUUGUGAACCCGAGGGGCAGGAAUGUGGACCCUCUAUAAAUCCUUUGCCCAAACCCCGUCGGACAUUCAGGUAUUUAUCUGAAUCUGGCAGUGUGCCAUAUAAAGAAAGAAACUGUGACCAAAAGUACUGUGAAAAGAAUUCCUGUGCGGAGUCUUCUUUGCCUUCUUCUCAGGAUCCUGAGCCAAAGAAAUACGGUGGGAAGAUCAGAGGGAGAUCCAAAAGGAAAUCCUUUGAAUUUGAAGAUAUUCAGCACUUUCGGAAUUCACGGAAGAUACAUGAAGAACUUGGGAGAAAUGCUGGGUCAGCACUUUAUUACACACAGUCUGAGGAUAAUAUCUACGAGGAUAUUCUAUAUCCAGCCAAGGAAAAUCCCUAUGAAGAUAUUCCAGUGCAGUCUUUCCCCGUUUGGAGAUCCCCUUCAGCAUGGAGGCUGCCACCUGCUAAGACGGCCUUCAGAGCACCCAAGCUUCCUCCAAAGCCCCAGUUCCUUCAGCGGAAGACUAUGGAGCUGAAGAACUCUCAAGCUUACUUGCGAUCAAAGCUCACCAAGGACACCACUUUGCCUGUCACGUUAACAGAGUGGAAGCUUUUCCGAGCUGGAGAAGUGGUUAACAGGAAAAAGAGAAAUCUCCCAAGGCUCGUUUUGAAAAUAAAUGAUACAUUUGAGUCUAAGCGAGGGAAGAAGAGGGUAAAGUUGCAGCCUUACACUGGAAAAGAGGCAGCCUCCUCCAAAGGUGAAACCAGUGGGAACGAGAGUGAUGCAGAGUACCUGCCAAAGAAUCGCCACAAGCGCUUAGCACAGCUGCAGCAGUCCUCCAAGAGGAACCCCCACUACCAGACCUUGGAGCGGGAUCUGAUCGAACUGCAGGAGCAGCAGCUCUUUGAACUCUUCGUGGUGGUGUCUCUGCAGAAGAAGCCAUCGGGGACAAGCUACAUUCCCCAGGUCAUACAGCAGUUCCCUAGCAAGGGUGAUCAUGGCUAUAAGCAAUCCAGAGACACUGAAGAGAGGCUCAAAGUCAUCCCCAAAUUUUGUUUUCCUGAUUCAAAGGACUGGGUGCCAACCUCAGAACUCAAGAGUGAAACAUUCUCCUUCGUGUUGACUGGCGAAGAUGGGAGUCGGUGGUUUGGUUACUGUAAGAAGCUUUUGCCGGAAGGCAAAGGCAGGCGGCUCCCUGAGGUGUACUGCAUGGUCAGUCGCUUGGGCUGUUUCAACCUCUUCUCAAAGAUUCUGGAUGAAGUAGAGAAGAGAAGAGAAAUGUCUCCAGCCCUUGUUCACCCGUUCAUGCGAAGUGUCAUGGAAGCCCCUUUCCCAGCUCCCGGGCGCACCAUCACAGUUAAGAGCUACCUCCCUGGGGCUGGAGAUGGGUCCGUUGAGCUCUGCCGGCCGCUCGAUUCCCGCCUGGAGCACGUGGAUUUUGAGUGUCUUUUCAAGUGCCUGAGUGUCUGCCGUCUCAUCCGGGUCUGGGCCUCUCUCCUCUUAGAGCGGAGGGUGAUCUUUGUCGCCAACAGCCUGAGCACCCUGUCAAAAUGUGGCCAUGCUGUGGUGGCUACACUCUAUCCAUUCACCUGGCAGCACACCUACAUCCCAGUGUUACCAGUGUCCAUGAUUGACAUAGUGUGCUCUCCCACUCCAUUCCUUAUUGGAAUCUUGUCUUGUUCCUUACCCCAACUCCAGGACCUUCCCAUUGAAGAGGUGCUGAUAGUUGAUCUGUGUGCAGACAAGUUCCUGCAGGAGGUGACCGAUGAGGAUGACAUCCUGCCACCUAAACUUCAAGCUGCCUUGGUACAGAUUUUAGAAGACCGGAAGGAAGUCUUGGCCCAGGAACAACAGUUUUCACAAGAUGUGACACUCAAUUCUCUGGUGUCUGAAGCAUUUGUAAGGUUUUUUGUGGAGCUUGUGGGACAUUAUUCUCUGAAUAUGACUGUCACAGAGCGUGGGGAGCGUGUGUUCCAGAGGGAGCCAUUCCGAAAGUCCCACACUUCCCGAAGUGUCCGCCAUUUUCUAGAUCUCUUCAUGGAGACGCAGAUGUUUGCAGGAUUUGUUCAGGACCGGGAGCUUCGGCAAAGCGGAGUUAAAGGUUUAUUUGAAGUCCGGGCUCUCCAGUAUUUGGAAACAAUUCCUGAGUCGGAACCCAGUGGGGUGAAUAGAAUUUUGCGGAGUCUUGGAAGCAAAAUGAGAUUUCUCCACAAGAAGUGACUCUGCCUUCAUCCUAAACAUAACUGAAAGUGCCAAAGAGAGCAUCUCUCCAAGGGCCUGGUGCCUGGAGUCAGUCCCACGGAGUCCUUGAGAGUGUACAAGGAGAAAGGCAUCAGAGGAGGUCUCUCCUGCUGCUGCUGCUGCAGGCAAGCUGGGAGCAGUCUAAACCAGUGUGCUCUCUUCUGCUUCGAAUCUGAGGACUUUUCUUUUGGUUGGUUGGUUUAGGUUUUGUUUGUUUGUUUUGUUUUUGAGACAGGGUCUCUCUGUGUAUCCCUGGCUGUCCUGGAACUCAUUCUGUAGACCAGGCUGGCCUUAAACUCAGAGAUCUGCCUGCCUCUGCCUCCUGAGUGCUGGGAUUAAAGGCAGGUAUCACCACUCCUGGCCAAGUUGUUUACUGUGGUGUUUUCUCUUUGGUUAUUGGUGGUUACAAGAAGCUCUGUUUUGUGCUUAGUUGUCUUUUACGAGAAAAAGACUUGGAAACACUUGGUGUUGCAUGUUUUUUUAUUUGUUUGUUUGGUUUCUUUGGUUUUUUGAGACAGGGUUUCUCUGUAUAGCUUUGGAGCCUUUCCUGGAACUCUGUAGACCAAGCUGGCCUCGAAC